Molecule: messenger RNA, 820 nt
Organism: Meriones unguiculatus (Mongolian gerbil)
Lineage: Eukaryota; Metazoa; Chordata; Mammalia; Rodentia; Muridae
Gene: Sprr1b
Product: small proline rich protein 1B
Exons: 3
Coding region: 168-533 (121 amino acids)
Source: RefSeq, a predicted model, not a curated record
AUCAGAUCCAGCGACCACACUGCCUGUCCUCUACAAACCAGCAGUUGGGCAAAUCUGAGCAAGGAAGUGUGAGAGGGUGACCUGAGGCCGAGUGCUUGAGCCACCUGCACUAGUGAGGCAUGCAAGAGUGGCCACAGGCAUUCUACAGGUCAAGCUAUCUCUGAACCAUGAGUUCACACCAGCAGACGCAGCCCUGCACAGCUCCUCCCCAACUGCAUGAGCAGCAAGUGAAACAGCCUUGCCAGCCACCACCUCAGGAGCCAUGUGUCUCCCAAAUCAAGGAGCCCUGCCACCCCAAGGCUCCUGAGCCCUGCCACCCCAAGGCUCCUGAGCCCUGCCUCCCCAAGGCUCCUGAGCCCUGCCACCCCAAGGCUCCUGAGCCCUGCCUCCCCAAAGCUCCUGAGCCCUGCCACCCCAAGGCUCCUGAGCCCUGCCUCCCCAAGGCUCCUGAGCCCUGCCUCCCCAAGGCUCCUGAACCCUGCCCCUCAACUGUCAUUCCAGUACUAGCCCAACAGAAGACAAAGCAAAAGUAAUGAAGUCCAAAGCCAUGCCUUGGGGAGCUGAUCACCGGAUGGAUGCCGAACCUGAAUUUUCAUUCUGUUUGAGCAUACUAUGCCUUUACAUCACGGUCCCACCUCUCAGUUAUACCUUAAAAUUAAGUACUACAAAGUUUUCCUUUUUUAACUUAUAAAUGUGGGGCCUCUGCAUUCAAUCCAGGACUUGGUGGCUGAGCUAGUUUGUCUCCUCAGAAUUCUUCUAAAGAGGGAUGGAGUAACAAGUUAUUAUGUUCCUAUUAAAUCUCCUUCCAUUCCUGACUGUA